GAUUUCUUCCGCCCCGCGUCUCUGGAGACAGACGGAGCGCCGGCGCGGGGGUUAGGUGGCCUCUAGUGAGAUCGGGAGGUGAGUCGGACGGUGGCCGCGAAGAGGGGCUCGGAAGGCGGCAAGCGGGACGGUGGAUUCAAGGAUCUGUAGCUACCAUGUUGUCAAGACUUUUCCGAAUGCAUGGCCUCUUUGUGGCCUCCCACCCCUGGGAAGUCAUAGUAGGGACAGUGACACUGACCAUCUGUAUGAUGUCCAUGAACAUGUUUACCGGUAAUGAUAAGAUCUGUGGUUGGAAUUACGAGUGUCCGAAGUUUGAAGAGGAUGUUUUGAGCAGUGACAUUAUAAUUCUGACAAUAACGCGAUGCAUAGCAAUCCUGUAUAUUUACUUCCAGUUCCAGAAUUUACGUCAACUUGGAUCAAAAUAUAUUUUGGGUAUUGCUGGCCUCUUCACAAUUUUCUCAAGUUUUGUAUUCAGUACAGUUGUCAUCCAUUUCUUAGAUAAAGAAUUGACAGGCUUGAAUGAAGCUUUGCCCUUUUUCCUGCUUUUGAUUGACCUUUCCAGAGCAAGUGCGCUAGCAAAGUUUGCCCUCAGUUCCAACUCACAAGAUGAAGUAAGGGAAAAUAUUGCUCGUGGAAUGGCAAUUUUAGGUCCCACAUUCACCCUUGAUGCUCUUGUAGAAUGCCUUGUGAUUGGAGUAGGUACCAUGUCAGGGGUACGUCAGCUUGAAAUUAUGUGCUGCUUUGGCUGCAUGUCAGUUCUUGCCAACUACUUCGUGUUCAUGACUUUCUUCCCAGCUUGUGUGUCCUUGGUUUUAGAGCUUUCUCGGGAAAGCCGCGAGGGUCGUCCAAUUUGGCAGCUCAGCCAUUUUGCCCGAGUUUUAGAAGAAGAAGAAAAUAAACCAAAUCCUGUUACUCAGAGGGUUAAGAUGAUUAUGUCUCUAGGCUUGGUUCUUGUUCAUGCUCACAGCCGCUGGAUAGCCGAUCCUUCUCAAAACAGUACAGCAGAAAAUUCUAAGGUUUCUUUAGGAUUGGAUGAAAAUGUGUCCAAGAGAAUUGAACCAAGUGUUUCCCUCUGGCAAUUUUAUCUCUCUAAAAUGAUCAGCAUGGAUGUUGAACAAGUUAUUACCUUAAGUUUAGCUCUCCUUCUGGCUGUCAAGUACAUCUUCUUCGAACAAGCAGAGACAGAAUCCACACUCUCAUUAAAAAACCCUAUCACAUCUCCUGUGGUGACCCCCAAAAAAGUCCCAGAUGAUUGUUGUAGACGUGAUCCUAUAGUGGUCAAAAAUAACCAGAAAUUCCAUGCAGUGGAGGAGGAGACAAAGAUAAACAGAGAAAGAAAAGUCGAGGUUAUAAAACCCUUAGUGGCAGAAACUGACACCUCAAACAGAGCGACAUUUGUGGUUGGUGAUUCCUCCUUAUUUAGUACUUCAUCACCGGAACUAGAGACACAGGAACCUAAAAUUGAACUUCCCAAGGAGCCUCGGCCAAAUGAAGAAUGUAUACAGAUAUUUGGGAAUUCAGAGAAAGGUGCAGAAUUCCUUAGUGAUGCUGAAAUCAUCCAAUUAGUCAGUGCUAAGCAUAUCUCAGCUUACAAAUUGGAAACUCUGAUGGAAACCCAUGAACGAGGUGUAUCUAUUCGCCGACAGUUACUUUCCAAAAAACUUCCAGAGCCUUCUUCUCUCCAGUAUCUCCCUUAUAGGGACUAUAACUACUCCUUGGUGAUAGGAACUUGCUGUGAGAAUGUUAUUGGAUAUAUGCCCAUCCCUGUUGGAGUGGCAGGACCUCUGUGCUUGGAUGGAAGAGAAUUCCAGGUUCCAAUGGCAACAACAGAAGGUUGUCUUGUGGCCAGCACUAAUAGAGGCUGCAGAGCAAUAGGUCUUGGUGGAGGUGCCAGCAGCCGAAUCCUUGCAGAUGGGAUGACUCGGGGUCCAGUGGUACGUCUUCCCCGGGCUUCUAACUCUGCAGAAGUGAAGGCCUGGCUUGAGACACCUGAAGGGUUCACAGUGAUGAAGGAGGCAUUUGAUAGCACCAGCAGAUUUGCACGUCUGCAGAAACUUCAUAUGAGUAUAGCUGGGCGCAACCUUUAUAUUCGUUUCCAGUCCAAGUCAGGUGAUGCCAUGGGGAUGAACAUGGUUUCAAAGGGUACAGAGAAAGCACUUAUAAAACUCCGUGAGUAUUUUCCUGAAAUGCAGAUCUUAGCACUUAGUGGUAACUAUUGUACCGACAAGAAACCUGCUGCUAUAAAUUGGAUAGAGGGAAGAGGAAAGUCUGUUGUUUGUGAAGCCGUCAUUCCAGCCAAGGUUGUCAGAGAAGUAUUAAAGACUACUACAGAAGCUAUGAUUGAAGUCAAUGUGAAUAAGAAUCUGGUGGGCUCUGCCAUGGCCGGGAGCAUUGGAGGUUACAAUGCCCAUGCGGCAAACAUUGUCACUGCCAUUUAUAUUGCCUGUGGACAGGAUGCAGCGCAGAAUGUUGUUAGUUCAAACUGCAUUACUUUAAUGGAAACAACUGGUCCCACAAAUGAAGAUUUGUAUGUCAGUUGUACCAUGCCAUCUAUAGAAAUAGGAACUGUAGGUGGUGGGACCAACCUGCUCCCUCAGCAAGCCUGUUUGCAGAUGCUAGGUGUUCAGGGAGCGUGCAAAGACAAUCCUGGGGAAAAUGCCCGGCAGCUUGCCAGAAUUGUGUGUGGUACAGUAAUGGCUGGGGAGUUGUCAGUGAUGGCAGCAUUGGCAACAGGACAUAUGGUCCAAAGUCACAUGCUUCUCAACAGGUCAAAGAUAAAUUUACAAGACCUCCAAGGAACUUGCACUGAGAAAACUGCUUAAGGAGCCUGACAGUUCCGAACCGAAACACGGGCGUUGGGUUCUAAAGGACUGACAUAAAAUCUGUGAAUUAAAAAGCUCAAUGCAGUGUCUUCUUGAGGAUGAAUAGAUAUGAUCAGUGAGACGACUGCUUGGUGUUUGGCUCUUUCAGACAAGUCUGAGGUCCUUCUUUCCGUGCAGAUUCCUCAGAUCUGAAGACAGUUUAGUGCUUUACAUGCUGUGCUCUUUGGAGAGAUCUCAACAUGAAUAUUAUGCUAUAAGCAUCACAGAUGUUAAUCCACAGCUCACUUCUGAAAUAGAACACAAGCUGGAAAGAAGUGUUUUCUUUUGAUGAAAUUCAUGGAGUUCAUGGUGAUCAGUGUGAGAUUGAUCCUCCUCCCACUCCUCCCACGCCUGAGUUGAAAAUGGAUUUUUAAAUUAUAUUGUAGCUGACAAAACUCAUGAUUUCAAAGUUAAUUUAUUAAGCCUGGAUUGUAGAAUUUUAAGAAAUAAGAGCUAAGUUUAUUUUUUGUAAACUAAUACUUCAUUUGGUGCUGGUCUAUUUUGAGAUUCUUUUGGGGUAGCCAACAUGAUUCUUCGGAAGGGGACCUGCUUUCUUCAAAAGAAGAAUUACUCUUAUUCCCCAACUGCAGAAUAAUGUGCUAAGCAGUGCUAAAUAGUUCUCUAUCAAGAAAACAAAUCACUGCAUUUAUCUCUGCAGGCUAUUCAGAGGUCUCUUGUCGAAAUAUAAAUGUUUGUCUAGAUUGGCUAUAACGUAUCUUUCAACAUAAGGCUUUAAGAAACAAGAGUUUUGUGCUCUCAAAGAUACAAGAGCUCUUAAUAUUGCUUAGACAAAGGAGACUCUCUCUGUUUAUCAAGGACUUGUAUACAAGUCUAUGACCUCUCAGAACUCAGAGGUGGAAAACACAGGUUUGAAAGAAAAAUACCAUUUCUCUAAGCCAACUUUAAUUUCUUAAAAGAUACUUAAAUUUAUUUAGCUGAAAAAUCUAGAUAGUUUUUUUGUAAAGAAUUGUGUCAAAUCUAUAUAUGUUGUAAUGGAGCUUCUUAUGCUAGGAGUUUAUUAAAAGUGUUCAAGAAAUAAAUAAAAAUAAACUUGUAUACUGAUAAAAUACUGUAAGCUUAGGUCAGAGAAGAAUGGUGUUCUUUAAUUGUCCAGGAAACCCUAGCUUGCUUGUCGAGCCUAAUGAAAGUGUACGUCAGCUUUCAGAGCCAGUGAAGGCACCAUGUGAAUGGCCCCGGAGGAGCAUGCCUUGCUCGUUCCUGUGGCCAGGAGGUUGGUGACUGAAACAUUCACACAGUGCUCUUAGAUGGACCCAUAAAAGCUCUUAGCUUUCUCAGGGGGUCAGCAGAGGUGUCGAAUGUUAUUUUUUUUAAUGUACAAGUUUUGAAUAAGUAAUAAAAAACUUCUUAUUUUGUAUUACAUCUAAUGCUUCAAGUGUUGGUCUUGGAGAGCUGAUGGCUUGUGUAGAUGAUGGACUCUGAAAAACGUUCCAGUAAUACCAUGGCAGCAUGGGGAGCCUCUGAAUGGUUGUAUCCGCAGCAUUGUUGUGGAAGCUUGAUCUUUCCUGUUUGUAAAGUUUAAAUUGCUUUUGUUGUGACUUUUCAGCCGGUGACUUCUUAUUUAUCUGAACUUUUCAUGGAAGUGGCAAUGAAAAGUAUUUUGCAUCUUCAUUUUGGUGAUUGUAACCAAUAUCAUCUCACUAAAUUGUUUUGUACAAUUACUAAAUUGUAUACAUUUUGUUAUACUUUUUUUCCCCAGUUCCAGUAAAUUAUGAAAAAGAAGUGAAUACUACUAAAUGUAAGCAGUAACUUUUUUUGUUUGGAUUAACCCUCAGCCUGAGGCCUGGAAGCUUGUAAAGUCUGGCCAGAGUGGUAACCUGUAAUUCAUGCUAUUGGUGAAUUAUGACCUGUAGGUGAAUUAUAGGUCCUAAUGAUGAGCAUUUAUCAUUCUGUAUUAUAUUCCUCAACUUUGCAACAUUAAUGGUAGACUGGUAUUGUAUGUUCAUUAAAAUUAUCUUCCUUAUAC
This is a messenger RNA of Pteropus alecto (black flying fox), 4845 nucleotides long. RefSeq names its product 3-hydroxy-3-methylglutaryl-CoA reductase (gene HMGCR). Lineage: Eukaryota; Metazoa; Chordata; Mammalia; Chiroptera; Pteropodidae. Gene Ontology annotation, cellular component: endoplasmic reticulum membrane; peroxisomal membrane. The record is from RefSeq and is a predicted model, not a curated record. The transcript has 20 exons. The coding region runs from base 156 to 2822 and encodes 888 amino acids. Gene Ontology annotation, biological process: isoprenoid biosynthetic process; sterol biosynthetic process; coenzyme A metabolic process. Gene Ontology annotation, molecular function: NADP binding; hydroxymethylglutaryl-CoA reductase (NADPH) activity; protein binding.